AUGCUGCAUUUGGCCCUGCCCACCUAUGGAAUAGAAAGCAAAGAACACUUAGGGGCUCUAUGGGCUGCUGGCCUGCUCAGCAAAGAUUCCCCAAGAGCUGAGAGCACGCUUCCCCUGGCAUUCGUGGCUGCCAAGUACUUUGCCACAGCGUGUUCAUAUUUUCCUGCUUCCCUGCCAACACUGCUACCGCUGCACCCUAACGGGGGCCCUGCGUUCCUUGUCCCUCUGUCCUCGGCGUUCCCCGCCUCCUCCAGCGUGCCACCCACUGCCACCUACACGUUGGCAAACCACAGAUUUCUAGUCCAGAAACAACCUGUUUAUCUGUUCGAAUCUCAUAAGUACCCUUCCAUCCCAGGUCUGACGGAGAUGGCAGUCUUCAGCUGUGAGGCCCACAAUGACAAAGGGCUGACAGUGUCCAAGGGCGUGCAGGUCAACAUCAAAGCAAUCCCCUCCCCACCCACUGAAGUCCACACCCUUAGCAGUACUGCACACGGCAUCCUGGUCUCCUGGGUCCCAGGUUUUGAUGGCUACUCCCCGUUUCAGAACUGCAGCGUUCAGGUCAAGGAAGCGGACCCGCUGAGUAAUGGCUCAGUCAUGAUUUUUAACACCUCUGCCUCGCCACAUCUGUAUGAAAUCCAGCAGCUGCAAGCCCUGGCUAAUUACAGCAUCGGUGUGUCCUGUCGGAACGAAAUUGGCUGGUCUGCAGUAAGCCCUUGGAUUCUGGCCAGCACCACCGAAGGAGCUCCAUCAGUAGCACCUUUAAAUGUCUCUGUGUUUCUGAACGAGUCUAACAAUAACGUGGAUAUCAGAUGGAUGAAGCCUCCGAUUAGACGGCAGGAUGGGGAGCUCCUGGGCUACCGGAUAUCUCACACGUGGGAGAGCGUGGGCACUUCCAAAGAGCUUUCUGAAGAAGUCGGCCAGAAUGGCAGCUGGGCUCAGAUUCCUGUGCAAAUCCACAACGCCACCUGCACAGUGAGGAUUGCGGCCAUCACUAAAGGGGGCAUUGGACCCUUCAGUGAGCCAGUGAAAGUCAUCAUUCCUGAACACAGUAGGGUCGAUUACGCGCCCUCAUCAACUCCAGCGCCUAGCAACACUGAGUCUGUGCUCAUCAUCCUCGGCUGCUUCUGUGGAUUUGUUUUCAUUGGGUUGAUUUUGUAUAUUUCUCUGGCCAUCAAAAGAAGAGUACAGGAAACAAGGUUUGGGGAUGCAUUCUCUGAGGAGGACUCCCGAUUAGUCAUGAAUUACAACGCAAAGAGGUCCUUCUGUCGGCGAGCCAUUGAGCUUACCUUGCACAGCUUGGGGGUGAGCCAGGAGCUGCAAAAUAAACUGGAAGAUGUUGUGAUUGACAAAAAUCUUCUAGUUCUUGGGAAAAUCCUGGGUGAAGGAGAGUUCGGGUCUGUAAUGGAAGGAAAUCUGAAGCAGGAAGACGGGACUUCUCAGAAGGUGGCAGUGAAGACCAUGAAGCUGGACAACUUUUCUCAACGGGAGAUCGAGGAGUUUCUCAGCGAAGCAGCGUGCAUGAAAGACUUCAAUCACCCAAACGUCAUCCGGCUUCUAGGCGUGUGUAUAGAAAUGAGCUCUCAAGGCAUCCCAAAGCCUAUGGUGGUUUUGCCCUUCAUGAAAUAUGGAGACCUCCAUACCUUCCUGCUAUAUUCUCGGAUAGAAACUGGACCCAAGCACAUCCCCCUACAGACAUUGCUGAAGUUCAUGGUGGACAUUGCCCAGGGGAUGGAGUAUCUGAGCCACAAGAAUUUUCUUCACCGGGAUUUAGCAGCUCGAAACUGCAUGUUGCGGGAUGACAUGACUGUCUGUGUGGCGGACUUUGGCCUCUCUAAGAAGAUUUACAGUGGUGAUUAUUACCGCCAAGGCCGCAUUGCCAAAAUGCCUGUGAAGUGGAUUGCGAUAGAGAGCCUGGCAGACCGAGUCUACACAAGCAAAAGCGACGUGUGGGCUUUCGGCGUGACCAUGUGGGAAAUAGCGACACGGGGGAUGACUCCCUAUCCUGGCGUGCAGAACCACGAGAUGUACGAAUAUCUUCUCCACGGCCACCGACUGAAGCAGCCAGAGGACUGCCUGGAUGAGCUGUAUGACAUCAUGUACUCUUGCUGGAGUGCUGAUCCCUUGGACAGACCCGCCUUCUCACUGUUGAGGCUGCAGCUAGAAAAGCUCCUGGAGAGUUUGCCUGACGCACAGGACAAAGACUCCAUCAUCUACAUCAAUACCCAGUUGCUAGAGGGCUGCGAGGGCCUGGCCGACGGUCCCUCGCUCGCCGGGCUAGACAUGAACAUUGACCCAAACUCCAUCAUUGCGUCCUGCACUCCCAGCACCGCCAUCAGCGUGGUCACGGCGGAAGUUCACGAGAACAACCUUCAUGAGGAAAGAUACAUCUUGAAUGGGUGCGAUGAGGAGUGGGAAGAUGCAGCCUCCACUCCUUUUGCUGCGGUCGCACACGGAAAGGACGGGGUUUUAUCAGAGGACAAACUCACCAAAAAUGGCGUCUCCUGGUCUCACCGCAGUACGCUGCCCUUGGGGAGCCCAGCACCAGAUGAGCUUUUGUUUGUAGACGACUCCUCAGAAGACUCUGAAGUCCCGAUGUGAGGCCAGCUGGGUGGAGACGUGACAGAACCAAGCAAACGCUGCUUCCUGCAAUUGGUUGUCUCAAUCACUUUACUAUUGCUGUGAUGAAACAUCAUGACCAAUGCAACCUUUAAAAGACAGGGUUUGAUUGGGUUUACAGUUUCAGAGGGUAAGAGUCCGUGAUUGUAGAAGGAAGGCGUGGUGGCAGGAACAGCUGAGAGCUCGCAUCUUAAAUGGCAAGCAGAAGACAGAGAGCACUCUGGGAAAUGGCACCAGUCUUUUGAAACCUCAAAGCCGGCUCCCAGUGGCAAAUCUCCUCCAACAAGGCCACACCUCCCAGAGUCCUUCCUGGACAGUUCCACCAACUGGAGACCAAGCACUCAACUGGGGGCCGUUCUCAUUCAAACCGCUACACUGAUGCCUUGGUAUUUGUUUUCCUUACCAAGUAAAGUCUAUGGCCCUGACAGCACCAGGUAAAUGCUGUCAAGUCAGUUUUCACCAUAAUUACAUAACCAGGGUCUGGAGAGAUGGCUUUUUAUAGCGAUUUCUUUUAUAGGGUUGCCAGGAACUAAAUUGUGUAGCUCA
Messenger RNA from Acomys russatus (golden spiny mouse), 3162 nucleotides. RefSeq names its product MER proto-oncogene, tyrosine kinase (gene Mertk). The record is from RefSeq and is a predicted model, not a curated record. The coding region runs from base 1 to 2598 and encodes 865 amino acids. Gene Ontology annotation, biological process: nervous system development; multicellular organism development; positive regulation of kinase activity. The transcript is spliced from 18 exons. NCBI's taxonomy places the organism in Eukaryota, Metazoa, Chordata, Mammalia, Rodentia, Muridae. Gene Ontology annotation, cellular component: signaling receptor complex. Gene Ontology annotation, molecular function: protein binding; ATP binding; transmembrane receptor protein tyrosine kinase activity.